Messenger RNA from Elgaria multicarinata webbii, 2025 nucleotides. RefSeq names its product phosphoinositide-3-kinase interacting protein 1 (gene PIK3IP1). The coding region runs from base 178 to 717 and encodes 179 amino acids. The transcript is spliced from 4 exons. The record is from RefSeq and is a predicted model, not a curated record. Lineage: Eukaryota; Metazoa; Chordata; Lepidosauria; Squamata; Anguidae.
CCCAGCUGGCGCGUCUGCGGCCGCGGAGGCGGAGCUGCGGCGGCGGGUCUGGGCGAAGGAAGCCGCCUGUUUACCAGAGAGACGCGGCGGCUGCAGGAGACGGAGGGCGCCGCGGCUGGAGCGAAGACCCCGGCCCUCCUCGCGCUGCAGGCAGGGCCCCCCCGCCCGCGCCCCGCGAUGGAGGCUGGGCUGCUGCACGGCGGGUGCCUGCUGCUGCUGCUGGGCUCCGUGUCCGCGGCGGAGGACGCCGCCUCCACCGCGCCUCCAGCGCUGACGGUCCGGACUGCGGCUGUGGGAGGCACGGAGCAGGUGUUUGAGCCGGCCCAGAGCCUGCCCUCCCGGAGCGAGUCCGCCGCGGUCCAGCCGGUCGUCGGGAUCAGCCAGCGAGUCAAGGCGCGAUCCAGUGACAAGAAGGACCUGGGCACGCUGGGCUACGUGCUGGGGGUCCUCAUGGUCGUCAUCAUCAUUGGCAUUGGAGCAGGGAUUGUCGUGGGCUAUGUCUACAAGAGGGGUAGAGAUCUGAAGGCCGAGCACGAGCAGAAGGUUUACGAGCGAGAAAUGCAGCGCAUCACAUUGCCACGCUCCGCUUUCACCAACCCGGCCUGCGAGCUCCUGGACGAGACCACGAUAGUGGUGCACACCAACCAGAGCCCUGAGGAGGAAACGCACGAGGGCGACGCGCCCUUGAUGGGCCAGGCGGGCACGCCGGGAGCCUGAGGAGGAGGAGGAGGCACCGCCGAGAGACACGGCCCGCGUGCGCCUCCCGAGGCAAAGGCCCCGCUCGCUCCUCCCUGCCCAAGGGGAGACUUCAUUUGUGUUUUGUUUUUCUGUUUGAGGAGGAAUCAGACACCUGGAGACAGGCAAGAUGCCGAAGAACCACCUCACCUGUGGCCAGCUGUUGGUGGGGGUGGGGUCCCGGUGGGAGGAUGUCCAUCCCCAGAGAAGCUGCACCAUUGGUCUCCUGCUGUGGACUUGCGCCGUUGAGGAUCUGUUGCCGCCUCAAGGGUGGGUGGUUUUCACCAUGCCUGGUGCCUGCAAGGCCUUUAAAUGGGGAGGGGGGCCGUGUGGUGGGCAUGAGCUUUUUAAAAAAGAGAGUCAGCAUUCGAACAGUUGAAUGUAGAUUUUAUUUUAUGCACAAGUUGACUGCUGUGGCUUGAGCAGCUCUCUCAUUCCCAAGGAAGGAGUUUCCUUUUCAGAAAUGGUCUGGGAAAAGCUCCCCAAGUGCUCCAGGGCUGGCUUUUCUGGCACAGGGCGUGGGAGACGAGCCCUCUGCAAAGAGGCGUCUUCCUCUGGGGGCUGUUUGCACAAUCUCGGCCCUUUGAGGCCAGGGAUGAAUUCUUACAUGCCGACAAAAAUUGUCGUCCUUGGCAUUCUGCAAUCUGCUCUGGAUCUCUGAAGGUGCCGGUCUAGGAUAGCGCCUAAGAGUGGAGGCAUAUUGAAGGGGGUGGGGGCUACUCCGCCCCGCCUUGCAGCCCAGAAACCGCGCCAGGGUUUAGCAGGAUGGGAGAAAUGCAGCCUGGAGGGAGCAGAGUCAUUUCUGACCUCCUUUUUGAGGCUUUCCACGGAGGUGCGUUCCCAGAAGACUCAAGGGCUGAGGCGAAGGGCAGGUUUAUCCUAACCCAAAAGCGUGGCCUUGGAAAGAGGAGGGGGCUGGGGCUGGGGCUGGGGCUGGGGCUGGGGCUGAGGCAGGCGGCUGCCCUGCAGGGUCAGUGCUGUUCACUGGUGGUGGGCUGGGCAGUUCUCGGGCCUUUCCGGGACCCCAGCCAGAAGGGGCUUUUUGUAGGGCUACAGAGACGCACACGCCUAGCCUGCCCACAAGGACGCAUUCCAGCCAUAAAACAGGCCAACAACUUUCGCAGGACUCCAGCUGCCAAGAGUGGAGAGUUCUUGCAAGGCAUGUUUAUGCAAGUUAGAGAAGAGAAUUUAAAAAAAAAACCAACACGUGUUUUAAAUGCCUUUGGAUACCAUUUCUUUGUAAGUGUUUUAAAUACCUCAUGACUAUGAAAUAAAACGAUUCAGGUUGUA